AUGUUGUCAUUGUUUAUGAUCAACAAACACGGUUGUUUGAUUUACUACAAGUGUCUAAAUGGAAAUGAUACUCUAUCGUCUAAUGAUAUAAUCCGUUUAGCCAGUACGCUACAUGGUUUAUCUACAAUUUCUCUAAAGUUAUGUAUUCCCAAGUCUAGUGACACACACACAGUACUUCCUAAACCAAAAGGUAUAACAUAUAUCGAAUCGGACGUGUUUCGUUUGCAAUGUUUGGAGAGUUUAACAGGGCUAUGUAUAUUUAUAGUAUGUGAUACAAAUAGGCCGUCUAAGUCUCACGUAAACAUUAUUUUGAACUACAUCUACGAGUUGUACUCCGAUUUUGUCCAAAAAUGCCCAUUCCACCAACUUGACAUGCCUAUACGUUCCAAAUUAUUUGAGGAACAGAUUGCUUUGUAUUUUAAGGAUUGGUCUUAA
Messenger RNA from Theileria equi strain WA, 435 nucleotides. RefSeq names its product sybindin-like family domain-containing protein. Bases 1 to 435 code for a protein of 144 amino acids. The transcript has 4 exons. NCBI's taxonomy places the organism in Eukaryota, Apicomplexa, Aconoidasida, Piroplasmida, Theileriidae. Gene Ontology annotation, cellular component: TRAPP complex. The record is from RefSeq and is a predicted model, not a curated record. Gene Ontology annotation, biological process: endoplasmic reticulum to Golgi vesicle-mediated transport.